This is a messenger RNA of Manihot esculenta (cassava), 1032 nucleotides long. RefSeq names its product agamous-like MADS-box protein AGL104. Gene Ontology annotation, biological process: positive regulation of transcription by RNA polymerase II. Gene Ontology annotation, molecular function: DNA-binding transcription factor activity, RNA polymerase II-specific; protein dimerization activity; RNA polymerase II cis-regulatory region sequence-specific DNA binding. Bases 1 to 1032 code for a protein of 343 amino acids. The transcript has 11 exons. Lineage: Eukaryota; Viridiplantae; Streptophyta; Magnoliopsida; Malpighiales; Euphorbiaceae. The record is from RefSeq and is a predicted model, not a curated record.
AUGGGUCGAGUUAAACUCCCAAUAAAAAGAAUAGAGAACAACACAAAUAGACAAGUCACAUUCUCUAAACGAAGAAAUGGACUUAUUAAAAAAGCUUAUGAGCUUGCUAUUCUCUGUGAUAUUGAUAUUGCUCUUAUUAUGUUCUCUCCUUCCGGCCGCCUCAGUCACUUUUCUGGCAAACAAAGGAUUGAAGAUGUGAUUGCACGAUACAUAAAUUUUCCCGAAAAUGAUGGAGGAUGUGAUGUUCAAAACCGAGAGUAUUUGCUCAGCACUCUUAAAAAACUCAAGACAGAAAAUGACAUGGCUCUUCAAGCUGCCAAUCCAGAAGUUACCAGAUCAAAUAUAGAGGAGCUCCAGCAAGAGGUUUGCAACUUGCAGCAUCAGGUUCAGAUAGCCGAGGAUCAAUUAAGGAUAUAUGAGCCUGAUCCUCUAAAGUUCACAUCCAUGGGAGAACUUGAAUCUUGUGAGAAGAAUCUUUUGGAUGUCAUGACACUUCUCCAGGACAGAAAGAAAUAUCUGUUGAGCAACCAUGCAUCUGCAUAUGAUCCAUCAACUUUACAGAUAUACUUAGAUUCAGAGGAAGGGCUGCAAAAUUUCCAAAAUGAAAUAGCUAACUGGUUGCCUCCAGAGAAUGGACAAAACCCAAAUGCUGUAGCCUUAAAAUCUGAUCAAUCUUCUUGUAUUCCUGUAAGCAAUAACCAAUCAUCGACGACUAUGUUUGAUGGGUUGUCGCCACGUGGAACAAAUGUAAAUGUGGAUCCAUGCAACAUGGGAGUAGGAGGAACAGCACAAAUCAACAACUCAGACAGCGAAACGAUAACUUCAUGGCAACAAGCUUUCUCUUCAUUGUCGUCCACUGAACUCCUUGCUGCCUUCAUGCCUCCCAGCUCAUUCCCUCUAAUGAAGCAGCAUGAGAUUGAAGGUCCAAGCUUUAGUACAAUGUUGGAACAGCAGCAGGCAGACACCACUCCAAAUUGCCCACAAAUGCCAUCCAGUGGUGAAGGUUCAAACUAUGACAGUUAUGAUUUGUGA